AUGGAGAAGUACCUGGCAGCGCUGUCUUGGUGUUUGACAUCGAGCUGCUGGAGCUGGUGGCUGGCCUGCCAGAGGGGUACAUGUUCAUAUGGAAUGGCGAGGUAUCCCCAAACCUCUUUGAAGAGAUCGACAAGGAUGGCAACGGAGAAGUCUUCCUGGAAGAGUUCUCAGAGUACAUUCACACCCAGGUGGCCUCUGGCAAAGGGAAACUCGCUCCUGGCUUUGAUGCUGAGAUGAUCGUGAAAAAUAUGUUCACCAACCAGGACCGGAAUGGAGAUGGGAAGGUCACAGCUGAGGAAUUUAAACUCAAAGACCAGGAGGCCAAGCACGAUGAACUCUAAAUCUGACAUGAGCCAGUUGGUGCCAGGGAGUGCGUGACACCAAGCCACCUGUUGUGGCAGAACAUGCAGUGAGGGUGUGAGGGUCUCUAGGAAGACGCAUCAUUAGCAGUGGUAGGUGGGUCGCAAGGUACCUGGUGCGUACAUCAGGGUGGGUGGACGUCCACGGUGAGAACUCAAGGCGGAUAGCAUCUGUGCGGAGUGCUUUAGAUGGAAUGUGUGAAGUGUUGGAAAGGCUGUGCUGCCCACCAUUUCUGAGUCUUCCGGGAAAUUUCGUUAUAAAAGGAAAAAAGCAUUGUGUAAAAGUUAUAACGUCUUGGAGGGAACAGAAGUGUCCAGUUGUCUACCUAAAGAAAUUCAAAUGGUUUUAAUUUGCUGGUGCCUUAAAAAUGUUCUCAACAUGGGCAAGAGAGACCAAGGGCCCCAUGCCCCAGCAAGACUCCCACACAACACCUGCGGCUUUUCUCAGCACUGGUGAUGCCACCCGCCUUCCCCUGUACACAGAUCCCCCCAUUGUCCUCUUCUACUUCAUCACGCCCUACCCCACAGCCAUCCUCCAAUUGUACGUUAAUAGGAGCCUCCUGUAGAAAAACUCAUGGACCCAACAAAAGUUGUUUCAGACAAUGAAUAGAGAAUUUGAGUCUGCCUUUGCCAUGUGGGCUUACCUGCUUGGCUCUUUCUUCUCUCAUCACUGUGUGCCAUAGAGCGCUCUCCCACCCUGAUUCCUGCUGGUUAGAUAGAUACACCUCGGGGGUGGUGACCUUUCUGCUCAGUCAGCAGAGAAUUUCACACUUUGGCAGAGCUGGAAGUGUCUUCCCAACAGACGAAGGUGACAUUCUCCUGCCAUUCAUUUGUGUCCUGGAGAAGGUGGUUUGGGGGACAACUAGGGAUCCUUGUCUGUUGUAGAUAAGCAGUGACUGCCAGCCUGUUCUGCAUCUUGUAGUGUGUCCCCCUUGCUACCCUACGUCCUCUGUUCCCAAGUGGUGUUGGCACUUACCCUGAAAUAAUCGAUGUUUUCCUUUUGAAACGUUUUUGUACUAACUUAAACUGUUUUGUUAUGAUGUAGCCCUAAGAUAGUUCAUGAAAAUGCUGUGCACUCCUUCAAUGGAAAAAAUGUUGGAAUCCUGAUCUUUUCUGACAUAAAAUGUUGAAUUUUAUCAUCUGCUUUGAUGGCAUUUAUUUGAAGAUGGAGCGGAUUCCCCGAGAAUACACCCAAGGCCUUUAACAAAGGCUGGGCAGAACUGCAUUGCAUUUAUUGGAAGGAGAGCAUUGUAUGGGAUCCGGGUGGGAGGUCAGCCAGCAGGCGAUGGGGUCCUGGAGUUAGAGAGAGGUCUGUUUACAGAGGUGUGCACAGGGUUCAGGACACCAAAAGGAUGUUGACAUACCAGUAUCAACAGUGUUGCUCAGCAAUAGGAGGCCACCACACCUGGGCCUGAAGGUCAAGGGGAGGCAGCAGCAGGGCAGAAGAGCUGCUGGGUGGGAGAUUAUGUAGGAAUGUAGCCACCCCCGGAGUCCUGGCUGGCACUGCAAGUCAGGAGUAAGGGACAGAUGCCCCAUCCUCUGUCCUACCCUGACCUGACACUGGCUCCAAUUAGCUGUGCCCCAUCCAAAGCCAGAGGGAAAGGACUGGGGUACUCAGGUUGACCUCUUGGGGUGCAGAGAAAUACAACAGACUGGAUCUGAGAUGGUGGGAACAAAUGGAGGGAAACUGGCACAUGUAUGAAAUAUACAUCCACAUAUAAUUGUUUGUAAAACAAUGUAGAAGCAAGUUUGGGAAAGCCAAGAAGAGGCUCACAGCCUUUGGACCACUGCUGCCCUGGACACCAGUGUUCCUUAGCACUCUUCCACCUGUCACGGCUGCUCAGUUUUUCAUUUCACGGAGUUCCUUAAGUGCAUUAGAUAGGUAAAUAAUAUUUUCCUUUUGAGACAUGGUCUAUGUAGCCUAAGUUGGUCUCAAACUCACAGUCCUGCCUCAACCUCCCAAGUGCUGGGACUACAGGGGUAUACCACCAUGCCUGGAAUAAUCUUGCUUGUUAAAAUGAAUUUCCCUUCAGAAUGUAUUUGACCUAUAGCACUUCAUUAUCUUCACAUGUCCCCAUGAGGAUAAACCAUACGUUUAUUCUCUAUCCUGGAUUUUUAUUUGGCCCCAUUUGAGUGUCUUCACGGGCUCUUUUCUACAGUAGUGGAGACAGGUUGGAAGAAUCAGCAGCAGUUUCUUUGGGGAAAUGAAGACGUGUGGAUCGUAGAACUGAAGGAUCUGAGGGCAUGUUUGGUGUGUUGAGAUGAGUAUCAUCUGAGCCCUUCCAUUCUUCCUGAGGAUAAGGGGGCCAUUCAGUUAUUCGCAGCCAUGUCAGCAGCAUUACUGUCUGGAAGGGCAAGUGGCCUUGGCUGGCCUCUUUAUGCUGCUGAUGCAGCACUUACCUGUGUUUGCAUAUGGUACUUUACAGCUCUGCCACCAAGGCUGAGUACCAAUUAAGGGGCCAAAUACAGGGUGGAGAUGCCAUGCAGCACUUCUUUUAAUCACACCUUACACAUUUCUGUUACUGCUUGAGGCAGCCUUGACCUGCUGGUUGGAACAGCUGUUGAUAGGUGUUGAGUUAACACCACUUGACUUCGGACCUAUACAGUUUGAACUUUGGGUUCUAUAUAUGAAUUAAGUCAUUCAAAGUGAGAUAAUAUUUUAGAGGUUCCAAGUGAUACUACUCUCUAGGCAAUUUGCAAAUGAAAAUAGUUUGCACUCUUUAGGUAAGACCAUUGAGUUUUGAUCUCAGAUUAGUUGGUAAUUUACGUCUUUUGUUUUUCUUUUAAAAGAAGUAAGAUUUCAUUAGUUGUCCUGACAGCAAGACUGUAGACCGAAGCAAUGGUCUCUGCAUCAUCCCUUAGUUUAACACACUUUAGUAGAAAGGAGAUUGAAAUCCAUGUACUCCAACUCUCAUUCUUAAUGACUUCAGUCCAUUUCUUAAUGGCUACACUAAACUGCUUUGAAAAACUGAACUUGAGACAGACACGGGUAGCCCAAGCCUGUAAUCCUAGCUACUCAGCAGGCAGAGUUCAGGAGUAUCAAGGUUUGAAAGCAGCCUCAGGCAAACAGUUUAAAGACCUGUCACAAGAAUCAUUUGGAGCGGCUCAAAUGAUUAAGAGCACAAGAGCGCCUGCUUAGCAAGUGUUAGGCCCUGAGUUCAAAUCCCAAUGCCUUGAGAAAAAAAAAAAGCUGAAUUCGAACAUAAAUAAUCUAAAUGUCAGGACCAUCAUGUGGAAGUGAGAUACAAUAGGGUAAGAACCAUCCAGUAGAAGAGCACGAGAAGGGGUCGUAGAGAAUAUAUGUUCCCAGGCUUUUGCUUUACAGGUGUGUGAACCUGACUUAAGCAGGACUGAGCCGUGGUUAGAAUGCAGGUCUUAGGCUGAGGUGGUGAUGGCAUAUUGGUAGAGCGUGCGUCUGGCAUGUGCAAAGCCCUGGAUUUGAUCCCCAGCACAAGGAAAAAAAAAAAAAA
This is a messenger RNA of Castor canadensis (American beaver), 3829 nucleotides long. NCBI's taxonomy places the organism in Eukaryota, Metazoa, Chordata, Mammalia, Rodentia, Castoridae. The record is from RefSeq and is a predicted model, not a curated record.